AUGGUUCGGUUCACUACCAUUUUCAGCACGCUUGCUGUGACUACCGCAUCCGUGCAAGCCUUCCCCGGCGCCUGGCUUCUCCAAGCACGACAGAACAUCCCCGAUCCGGCAGGCGACAAGAACGUCGGCAACGGCAAAGGCCUCCAGUUCAUCGGCGGACAAUGCCUCAGCGAAGCCGACUGCGGGUCCCAAUGCUGUGCAACUCUUGCCCGCGGUGGUGAUGUCAUCGGCGUUUGCUCCGGCUUGGGCGCUCAAUUCCAAGCUGGCAAGCAGGGCUGUGGCUUUGGCAGUACUGCUGCGGGCAACAGCACCGGUACCGUAGGCAACGUGAACCUUGUUGGAAACAAACAAGCUACGAAUGGCACGACUCCAGCCACCGGUGGUGGAAAGAAGGGUGGCAAGGGCAAGAAGAAAGGAAAAGGUCACGGCAAGAAGGGCGGUGCUGUCGGCAACGGCAACGCUAAUAACGGGACCGACACUUCCAAUGCUGGCAACAACGCCAACGGCAAAGGCAACAUCGAUGUUGGCAAUCAACUGGCUGUGAAUGGCACGGCACCAGCGAAGGGCCAUAAGGGGAAGGGGAAGGGCAAAGGCCACGGCAAGAAAAAGGGCGGUAAUGUCGGCAACGGCAACGCUAACAACGGGACCGAUACCACUACCACUGCCCCUGGCAACAACGUCAAUGGCAACGGCAACGCAAAAGACGCCGCCAGUCCCUUGGGCAACAUCAAUGCUGUCAAUGGCACGGCCCCAGCUACCGGUGGAGGGAAGGGAAAGGGAAAGGGCAAGGGGAAAGGCCACGGCAAGAAUAAGGGCGGCGAUGCUGGAAAUGCUGGCACGGGCAACAUCAGCGCUGGUAAUGGGACCGACACCUCCGGCGCUGGCGGUGCUGGCGGUGCUGCUGGCAAUGCUGGAAAGGGCAAGGGCGGCAAAGGUGGUAAAGGUGGCCACGCCGGAAAUGCUGGGAAUGCUGGAGGUGCUGCCGGUGAUGCCAGUGCUACUGGCGGUGCUACUGGCGGUAACGUUGGAGGUGCCACUGGCGACGCUGGAACUGCUGGCGGUGCUGCUGGCGGUGCUGGCAAAGGUGGUAAAGCUGGUAAAGGUGGCAACGCUGGAGGUGCUGCCGGCGAUGCUGGAAGUACUACUGGCAAUGCUGGCACCACAGGGAACGCCAGCAAUACGGGCAAUACCGGAGGCGCAACGGGCGCUUCCGCCGAGGAUGCCCAGGGGCAGGAUGAUUAG
This is a messenger RNA of Neurospora hispaniola, 1242 nucleotides long. RefSeq lists its product as uncharacterized. Lineage: Eukaryota; Fungi; Ascomycota; Sordariomycetes; Sordariales; Sordariaceae. The coding region runs from base 1 to 1242 and encodes 413 amino acids. The record is from RefSeq and is a predicted model, not a curated record. The transcript has 2 exons.